Molecule: messenger RNA, 1735 nt
Organism: Cynara cardunculus var. scolymus (artichoke)
Lineage: Eukaryota; Viridiplantae; Streptophyta; Magnoliopsida; Asterales; Asteraceae
Product: protein HOTHEAD-like
Exons: 5
Coding region: 1-1602 (533 amino acids)
Molecular function (GO): oxidoreductase activity, acting on CH-OH group of donors; flavin adenine dinucleotide binding
Source: RefSeq, a predicted model, not a curated record
AUGUUCCUAACAAUUUUAUGCUUUCAGGAGUUUUGUCGCGGUGAAAUACCUCCAAACUAUACCUUCAUGCACGAGGCAACAAAAGCUCCGAAGAUUUCAUACUACGACUACAUAGUCAUUGGCGGAGGCACGACUGGAAUCCCAAUAGCCACAAGCCUCUCUCAAAACUACUCAGUUCUACUGCUUGAACGUGGUGCUUCACCUUAUGGCAAUCCUAACGUCACCAAAAAAGCCAACUUCGGCUCCUACUUUUCUGACAACUCACCCGACUCUCCUUCUCAACGAUUUGUUUCGGUUGAUGGCGUUACAAAUGCACGACCACGCGUCUUGGGUGGUGGUACUUCAAUCAAUGCUGGAUUUUAUUCUCAUGGUGAUGCAAGAUUCAUAAAACAGGCCAAACUAAAGGAUGAAUGGUUGAUCAACGAGUCUUACCGAUGGGUAGAAAAGGUGAUGGUUUCUAAGCCGGUUUUGACAAGGUGGCAUUCGGCGUUGGAAAGUGCGCUUGUUGAAGCCGACGUGACACCAGAAAAUGGGUUUACGUAUGAUCACAUCAUUGGGACUAAAGUCGGUGGUACUAUUUUUGAUCAAAAUGGGACACGACAUACGGCAGCGGAUUUGCUACAGUAUGCAAAUCCUAAGGGGUUGCGUCUCCUUCUGCAUGCAACUGCUCACAAAAUCUUAUUUAAAACAAAAGAGAGAUCAAAACCAACAGCUUAUGGGGUAGUGUAUGAAGAUGCAUCAGGCAAAAAGCAUAGGGCUUACUUGAAAGGAGGACAAAGGGAUGAAAUCAUACUAUCUGCGGGUGCCCUCGGAAGCCCCCAACUUCUAAUGUUGAGUGGCGUAGGUCCAAAGGACCAGCUUCAUACCCACAACAUCAAACGAGUGUUGCACCAUCCUUUAAUUGGUCAAGGGAUGGUUGAUAACCCAUUAAAUGAAUUCUUCGUCCCUUCUCCGAUACCCGUGGCACAAUCUUUGGUUGACAUCGUUGGUAUCACUCAAUCAGGCAACUAUAUUGAGGCAGUCGAAGGCUUCAAUUUGAUCGGUGGGACGGAUUCAGACUAUCAGGGUUUUUCUUAUGAGAUGGGUGGAUUUAUAUUCGAGAAAGUUAACUAUCCUAAAUCCAAGGGUGACCUUAAGCUUACAAAUAGAAAUCCUGCUGACAACCCAUCUGUAACAUUCAACUACUUCAAAGAGCCCAAUGACUUGCGAAAAUGCGUUCUUGGGCUCAGAACAAUGCUAACAGCAAUAGAAUCAAAAUCAUUCGCGAAAUUCAAAUAUGCAAAUAUGACGAUUCAAGAUAUUCUUGACCUUAACAUGAAAAUGCCCACAACUUUUCCCAUGAAUGCCGAUACAAGCUCAUCAUUGGAACAAUAUUGCAAGGACAAUGUAAAGACUAUAUGGCAUUACCAUGGAGGGUGUCAAAUGGGCAAGGUAGUCGAUGCAGAUUAUAAGAUUCUUGGAGUGGAUGCUGUUCGUGUCAUUGACGGAUCAACUUUAACCAGCUCUCCAGGAACAAAUCCUCAAGCAAGCCUGUUAAUGCUUGGAAGGUACAUGGGAGUUACGAUACUGAACAAAAGACUUGCAAGUGACAUAUCCAAAUGAUUGCCAACAAUCACAUCUUAAUAUUUUGAAAUUGUCUCAUAUAUUACUCAAAUAUUCAUGUAAAAUAUUCAGUGUUCUUUCUUGAUUGUAUAUGUAAUAUUGCAAUCUAAUAAAUAUUAGUGUAUGUCCAAAA